AAGUGUUUUCUGCAGAUGCAGCUUGCAUUCCAGAAGAGGUGUGCGUCGCUGAAGCAUAGUACAAACUCCUCUGGCUGGAAGAACAACCCAUCUAUUCUGGGUCGUCCUUAGCACCUCAGAGAUUAUAUCCCCACGCGCCUCGCCUUGCAAGUGUUACCGAACACGCCGUGGAAGCGGUGCGAUACAGACACACACACAGAAUACACAAAACAAGGACGGCUGUUCCAAACAAUGGAAGAUGGCACGGCUAGACGACAUGCAUCUGGUGGUGUUUUCACCAUUUCCAAGUUCAAGCCGGAGUCGCACAGUCGUACAUCGUCCAUCCCAAGCUGCUUGCCCGUGUCUGGAAGAGCUUCCUUGGGUGGCUAUGAUCAUCGCUCUCCCGAGUUACAAGCCACGCAGAAAGCCAAGUGUGACACGACAGGCAUCGACAAAUGCUGGUUCGAGCCCGAGUCACACAGUCGUACAUCUUCCAUCCCAAGUUGCUUGCCCGUGUCUGGAAGAGCUUCCUUGGGUGGCUAUGAUCAUCGCUCUCCCGAGGUACAAGCCACGCAGAAAGCUGACACGACAGGCGUCGACAAAUGCUGGUGGGUAGCAGUGUUGGCCUUCGUCAUGACGACGAUGGAGUCGUCAUCCAGCCGUUGCUCCGGCUUUCUCAUGGUGGGGAUCAUGGAGCAGAUGAACGUGGACAGGGGUCUCGCCUCCUGGCCUGUAAGCCUCAUCGGCUCUCUGAUUGAUUGCGGAGGCCUACUCUCUGGACCUCUCAGUGAACUCUUCACCACAGUUCCCGUACUGGUCGGAGGAUGUGUUCUUGCAGCGACCGGCAUCAUAGCAUCAGCCUUCGCCCCGAAUAUCACAUGGCUCACGAUUACGCUAGGGGCUAUGCACGGUCUGGGUCUCGGCAUCGUGAUAACCAUGCUUCAAGUCCUCAUCAGCAUGUACUUCGAGCGAUACCGCGGUGCCGCCAACGGCAUCAUGUUCGCUGGCUCCACCGCCUCUGCAUUCAUCUUCCCGCAUUUGCUUCUCUUCCUUGGAAACACAUACGGGUUCCGAGGUAGCCUUCUCCUGUUUGGGGCCGUCCUCAUGAACAUGGUUGCUGUGAGUAUUGCCUUCAGGGAGCCGCCUUGGGUGCGACUACAAAGAAUCAACAGCAGAAAAGGCGUGGAGAGAACACAGCGUCUCUCACUCUCCACUGUGCAGGCGGACGACGAGACUAAAGUGUCUGCCAUUGAGGCUGUGCUGCGAAACAUUCGCUCAGUGCUGCAGUGCGCCAUGAUAUACGUUCUUGUGAUAACGUGGCUAGUGUUCUGUUACAACUACGAUAUCUUCUUCUCCACGGUAGUAGACUUUGCUAUGGACAAAGGAGUAUCUCUGGAGGACGCUGUGUCUUUCAUCACGUACACCUCCAUCACGGAUCUCGUUGGCAGGGUUAUACUGCCCAUUCUGACCGAUCGCGGCUUCUUGGAGCGGUCAACGUUAAUGGCAUUGGAUUAUUUUCUGCUCGGUUUAUGUGCUCUGUCACUGCCUUUCUGUGAGUCGCACUGGACACUGUUGGCAGCUUGUCUCGGUGUUGCUUUAUUUUUGGGGUGUGCCAUCACCAUGCAAAGUGUUCUGAUGGCGCAGUAUUUGGGACUAGAAAAACUUGCCGUGGGCUAUACGGUUCUUGGUGCAUUCUGCGGUCCAGCACUUUUAGGGAAGGCCCCUUUCGUAGGGUUCUUCAGAGACGACCUUGGAUCGUACAACGAAAUGUUCUGGGUCCUUGGAAGUCUAGGCUUUCUCGUCUGCGUGAUAUGGGUUCUAGUGUCCUUGGUCGACAAGAGGAGGGCUCGCAAGUGGCAGCCUGACAUUGCAGGCAGCUUCAAUCGACCAAAAACAUGACCAAAUAAAGCAAUAUGCAUAGAUGCAAUGA
Messenger RNA from Rhipicephalus microplus (southern cattle tick), 1909 nucleotides. Its product is annotated as monocarboxylate transporter 12. The record is from RefSeq and is a predicted model, not a curated record. Gene Ontology annotation, biological process: transmembrane transport. NCBI's taxonomy places the organism in Eukaryota, Metazoa, Arthropoda, Arachnida, Ixodida, Ixodidae. Gene Ontology annotation, molecular function: monocarboxylic acid transmembrane transporter activity.